AAAGAACAAUUUCUGCUCGUCCGCUAGUCGCCAUUUUGAAGACCUUAGCGGAGCUGUGGAAGGAGCGACUACGCAGCUAAUCUCGCCAUUUUUUAAACGUUUCGUCUGUAGUUCUUUGGCCCUUUCAAGGAAAAAUGUCUCGAUACAACAAUAACCGCGGAGGGUUCGGGAUUAAUCACUAUCAGCCACGCCGAGGCAGAGGUCCCGGAGGCCCAAUUCGAGGCGGCUUGUUGGGAAACCCGCAAUUCCGAAACCACCCUUUCCAGAACUCGAACCAAAACCGGAGGGGAGGCAAUAAUUAUUCGUCUCCAAACAAGAAUAUUCCGCAGAAGUCUGAGCAAAACAAGUCCGUGCCGAGUAUUCCUCAACCGAGUCCCGGACCGGCCCUCACCAUGAAAGGCCCGACCCAACAGGAGCAGCAGAAAGCACCGGCCCAGCAGCAACAGCCGAAAACGAACACCCCUACGACCCAACCGAAGGCUGAGACCCCGGCCCCGAAACCGGACACAACCCCGUCUCAGUCCACUACCCAGACUAACCAGAACCAGCAGACCAAGGCUUCAACGGGUAAUACCAGCGCCCAGCAGCAGCCUCCUCCUCAGCAAAGCCCGAAGCCCAGUCCCCAGCAGACCCCGAAACCCGCACCGCAGCAGACCCCCAAGCCGGUUCCGCAGCAGAGCCCCAAACCCACCCCGCAACAGAACCCCAAGCCGGUUCCUCAGCAGAGCCCGAAGCCCACUCCACAGCAGAGCCCGAAACCAACCCCGCAACAGAACCAGAGACCCGCACCCCAGCAGAACCAGAGGCCCGGUCCACAACAAAACCAGAGGCCUGGGCCUCCACAGAACCAAAGACCCGGUCCACAGCAGAACCAGAGGCCUGGGCCUCAGCAGAACCAACGGUCCGGUCCGCAACAGAACCAGAGACCCGGCCCCCAGCAGAACCAGAGACAAGGCCAACAGCAGGGCCAAAGGUUUGGAUCCCAGCAAGGCCAGAAUACCGGUCCUUCACUGGGCCAGGGCUCAUCUAAACCGAAGUCAGAACCGGUUGCAGAUCAGCGGCCAAUGGACCAAGCCAGCGGAAGCGAUGCCAUGGAUUCAGAGACCGGCCAACAAGCGGAGGUCAGGAUCCCCCUGUCCAUGUUGCUGAAGCCAGGGGAGAAGUCAUACUCGCAGAGAUGUCGUUUGUUUGUUGGCAACCUGCCCAAUGAUAUCACCGAGGAGGAUUUCAGGAAGCUUUUUGCAAAGUACGGAGAACCAUCUGAAGUCUUCGUCAACAAGGCAAAGGGCUUUGGAUUCAUCCGCCUGGAGUCCCGUGCCCUGGCAGAAAUAGCUAAAGCUGAAAUGGAUAACACCCCGAUGAAAGGCAGGCCUCUCCGCGUUCGUGCUGCCACGCACCCCGCGGCCCUGGUUGUGAAGAAUCUGUCUCCGUUCGUUUCCAAUGAGCUCCUGGAGGAAGCCUUUUCCCAGUUCGGCAUGGUGGAGAGGGCAGUCGUUGUUGUUGAUGACCGCGGCCGAUCUGUGGGACGCGGUGUUGUCGAGUUUGCCUCCAAAGUAGCCGCAAAGAAAGCUCUGGACCGAUGCAACGAGGGUGUUUUUCUCCUCACCUCGUCGCCACGUCCGGUCAUUGUUGAGCCCCAGGAACAGUUUGAUUGUGAUGAUGGGUUUCCAGAGAAAUUUGCCCAUAAGAACCCUAAAUAUCAAGCGGCGCGUGAGCAGCCUCCCCGCUUUGCACGCCCCGGAACAUUUGAGUUUGAGUAUUCAAAGCGUUGGAAGUCUCUGGAUGAAAUGGAGAAACAGCAGAGAGAGCAGGUGGAGAAGAACAUGCGCGAGGCCCGCGAAAAGCUGGAGAGUGAGAUGGAAGACGCCUACCACGAGCAUCAGGCUAAUAUGCUCCGUCAGGAACUGUUGAGGCGACAGGAGGAGCUGAGGCGCAUGGAGGAAAUGCACAACCAAGAAAUGCAGAAGAGGAAGGAAAUGCAGCUCAGACAGGAAGAAGAGCGACGCAGACGUGAAGAAGAGCUGCUUCGACAGAGGGAGAUGGAGGAGCAGAUGCGGCGUCAGCGGGAAGAAAACUAUCGUGCAGGAAACUUCAUGGAUAGGGAUAUGGACAUCAGGAUGCACAGCAGUGGCACUAUGGGCAUGCCAGACGUGUCCUUCGGUGGAUCCAGCCAGAAGUUCUCCAUGGGUGGACUGGGCUUUGAGGGUCAGUCUGGGUUGGGAUCAUCACCAGGAAGCCUGAUGAGCAAUGACAUGCGCAACGAGCGCUUCGCCCAGGGAGGUGCUAGAGGAAUGGGUGCAGGUACCUCAGGGUACGGCCGCGUCCGCGAGGAGUUUGAUGGCCCCCUUAAGAAGCCCCGUUUUUAGAUGCUGCUUUUUGUUGAUUCCAGCAGCACUUUCCACAUUUCUAUGGAUACUCCCAAGGCGAACAUGUUGACUCAGAAUUAUUGUGUUUAAGUUAAAAUUGUUGCAUCAUUUUAGCCACAUUAGUUUUAUUAUCGUUAAUACUUUCCCUUUUUUUUUUUACUUUGUAUUGUCAUUAGCGUAGAGAGGUCACCCUGGUGUGAUCCAGAUCUUCUUUCAGACCAUGUAUACUUUUCAUUUCUAGAUGUGGUGUUCUCUGUGAAUCGUCGUGAAAUGAUAACUGUAACCUUUCUGAACCUCCUAUGGCUGUGCUUUGCCGUACUAUUUGGAGUUGAAACGUGACUAUAAUAAAGACAAACUGGUUCCAUCAGGAAAA
Molecule: messenger RNA, 2739 nt
Organism: Cyprinodon tularosa
Lineage: Eukaryota; Metazoa; Chordata; Actinopteri; Cyprinodontiformes; Cyprinodontidae
Gene: sfpq
Product: splicing factor proline/glutamine-rich
Exons: 10
Coding region: 135-2366 (743 amino acids)
Biological process (GO): regulation of DNA-templated transcription
Cellular component (GO): nucleus
Molecular function (GO): RNA binding
Source: RefSeq, a predicted model, not a curated record